AUGUCCUUGAGUGGCGACGCGAGCACGAGCCAGUCUUCUCCGUCAACGACAGCUUUGUCUCUGUCCUUGAACAGCUCCACCUCUCCACACUCCCUACCAUGGGAGGAGGGAAGAACCAGUCGUGGGUCUGUGCAGGAGCGGCCGGGGAAUGAGACCGCGCUUCUCUCAAACCUCUUUGUUCUUGGGCAUGAAGAGCAGUGCCAUAUGUCUCCUGUCAUCACAGGGUGUCUAGUCGUGUGGUACAGCAUUACAAUGGUACUGGGGCUGGUGGGGAACAUCGGCCUCAUCUGCAUCAUCACCCGUCGCAGAGAAAAAGUCAAUGUCACUAGCAUUUUCAUCUGCAACCUGUCAUUCUCUGACAUUCUGGUGUGUGUCUUCUGCCUGCCCUUCACUGUUAUAUACACACUCAUGGACCAUUGGGUGUUUGGGUCGCUGUUAUGUCGCCUGGUGCCGUUCAUCCAGUGUGUCUCUGUGACUGUUUCCGUGCUGUCCCUGGUGUUCAUUGCUCUGGAAAGACAUCAGCUCAUCAUUAACCCCUCUGGGUGGAAACCCAGCAUUCCCCAGGCCUACAUGGCAGUUGUUCUCAUUUGGAUUCUUGCCUGCUUCACCUCUACGCCUUUCUUGGCCUUUCAGCUACUCACAAAUGAGCCCUACGCUAAUGUAAUCCUGCCCCAGUCUCCACUUCAUCACCAAGCCUCUCCUCAGACUUAUCUCAAUGCCUGUCUGGAGCACUGGCCAUCCCAGCAACACAGGCUCGCUUACACCACAUGGCUCCUGCUUUUCCAGUACUGUGGCCCACUACUGCUGGUCCUGCUCUGUUAUGUUAGAGUUUUUGUGCGCCUUCGCCGCCGCAAAGAAAUGCUUGACCGGGCCAGGACCCCAGAGAACCAUCGCAUGACCCACAGCCGCCGAAUCAACAUCAUGCUGGUCGCCCUCAUAACGGUCUUUGCUCUUUGUUGGCUGCCGCUCACCAUCUUCAAUGUGGUGUCAGACUGGAACCAGGAGGCUCUGCCCAUCUGCCACCACAACCUGUUGUUCUCUCUCUGCCACCUGUUGGCCAUGUCCUCCACCUGCAUCAACCCCAUAAUCUACGGCUUCCUCAACUCCAACUUUCGGCAGGAGGUGAGAGAGGUGCUCCUGCACUGCCGCUGCCGCCCACUUGAGGAAGAGUGUGAGCGCUUCCCCAUGUCCACUGUGCACAUGGAAGUGUCGCGCACCUCUGUGCCUCUCAGUUGCAGGAGCAACUCUGUCGGACUUUGA
This is a messenger RNA of Seriola dumerili (greater amberjack), 1260 nucleotides long. RefSeq names its product neuropeptide Y receptor type 4-like (gene npy4r). Gene Ontology annotation, biological process: G protein-coupled receptor signaling pathway. The transcript is spliced from 2 exons. The record is from RefSeq and is a predicted model, not a curated record. Gene Ontology annotation, cellular component: neuron projection; plasma membrane. Gene Ontology annotation, molecular function: neuropeptide Y receptor activity; neuropeptide binding. Bases 1 to 1260 code for a protein of 419 amino acids. NCBI's taxonomy places the organism in Eukaryota, Metazoa, Chordata, Actinopteri, Carangiformes, Carangidae.